AUGUCAGAUACAGUUAAAGAAAUCAAUUUAUUAGCAAGAGAAUUGAAAUCACAUUUAAAACAAUUCCCAAAUUUUCCAAAAGAAGGUAUAUUAUUUGAAGAUUUUUUACCAAUUUUUACAAAACCAGAAUUAUUUAAUAAAUUAAUAACUGCUUUUAAAUUACAUCUUGGUGAUAAAAAAAUAGAUUAUGUUAUUGGAUUAGAAAGUAGAGGAUUUUUAUUUGGUCCUACUUUAGCAUUAGCUUUAAAUGCUGGAUUUGUACCUAUUAGAAAACCUGGUAAAUUACCUGGUCCAACUUAUAGUGUUGAAUUUAAAAAAGAAUAUGGAUCAGAUGUUUUUGAAUUACAAAAAGAUGUUAUACCAAAAGGUUCUAAAGUUAUAAUAGUAGAUGAUAUAUUAGCUACUGGUGGUUCUGCAUAUGGUGCAGGUGAAUUAGCUUUACAAACUGGUGCUGAUAUCUUACAAUUCUUAUUUGUUAUGGAAUUGGAUUUCUUAAAAGGUAGAGAUAGAUUACAAGCACCUGCUUUCACAUUAUUUGCUGGACAAGAAGAACAAUAUAAAGAUUGA
Messenger RNA from Lodderomyces pseudojiufengensis, 567 nucleotides. RefSeq names its product adenine phosphoribosyltransferase (gene APT1). The record is from RefSeq and is a predicted model, not a curated record. Gene Ontology annotation, molecular function: adenine phosphoribosyltransferase activity; adenine binding; AMP binding. The transcript has a single exon. Gene Ontology annotation, cellular component: cytoplasm. Gene Ontology annotation, biological process: adenine salvage; AMP salvage. Lineage: Eukaryota; Fungi; Ascomycota; Pichiomycetes; Serinales; Debaryomycetaceae. The coding region runs from base 1 to 567 and encodes 188 amino acids.